Mauremys mutica (yellowpond turtle) is the source of this 3718-nucleotide messenger RNA. RefSeq names its product mirror-image polydactyly 1 (gene MIPOL1). Bases 507 to 1829 code for a protein of 440 amino acids. The record is from RefSeq and is a predicted model, not a curated record. The transcript is spliced from 13 exons. NCBI's taxonomy places the organism in Eukaryota, Metazoa, Chordata, Testudines, Geoemydidae.
UGUAGCUUGUUGGUCUGCCAUCAGGGGACAGGGUUCUGUGAGCUCUUGGGCUGAGGAUCUCUAAUUUGCUGCGUACAUUUCAAGGUUCAGGUUUCUUUCAAGUGUCUGAGGCAGCUCAACAGCUGUAGAGAGUGGUGUGAUGUCAAUACAGGGGCCUCUGUGAUGUCACUAGCUCAGGAGUUUUAGCGUGCUGAGCUGAUGUUACAGUUCAGGCCUCUGUGAUGUUUGUGGCUCAAAAAGUCUUGCUUGCUUAGAUGACACAAAUGCACAGACUUUGGUGGUAUUGCUGAGCCAGCAACCUCAUCACCUUGCUGGAUUGUUGGGCAAAUGCAGUUGUGUGUGAUUACUGGGUCAGCACCACACUUCCGUAGGGACUUUUCAUACCAGCUGUCUUCAGAGAUUGAUCUGAACUUGCUUUGGGUGCUUAUAGACUUUUGAUUUUCUGCUCUGCAAUCUUGGAGCAAAAACCAGAGUGAGUGCCAGAUCAAACAAGUUCAGAAGUACAAAUGGAGGACUGGUCAAAAGAAAUCUGUAAUCUGGAACAGCAAAGAGAAGACUUUUGUCCGAAAUUUCAGCUUUAUCCAAGUUCUUCAAGAAGCCUACAACCACAACAUGAACUGGUCAUCCAAGGCAAUGUUGAAGCAAUGAACCUGUCAGAUGUGCCAACAGCCACCUCACUCAGCAUUCAGAGUGCUAGUACCCAGAAUGUGUGUCUAGAUCAUGUUAUUGCCCCUUGUACUGGUGAAGAAUCAAGUAUUAUAGAAAAACAUGGUAGAAUGCUCUCUGACUUUAUGACUUCUUGGAAGGAGACUGGAGACCUAGAUAAAGAGACAAAUAUCGCAUUCCUUUUGAAAGAAUUGGAUGCUGUAAGGGCAAAGAAUAAAAAGCUUCAGGAUAAGCUGUCUGAAAAAGACAAGGAGCUGAAGACAAUAAAGCUGGACUUAGAACUGCAAGAGAGAGCUACAGAAGCUAAGAUUGCGGAAAAGACUGCAGCACUCGUGGAAGAAGUUUAUACUGCUCAACGAGAACGUGAUGAAGCUGUCAUGGCUAGACUUAGGUUAGCCAAUGAAGAGCGAGAUGAAGCACUUCUUCGAGCCAAGCAUUUGGAGCAGUCUCUUAAAGAGCUAGAAAAUAUUAACCCUGAAGAAAAUGACAUGACAUUACAGGAAUUACUGAACAGAAUAAACAAUGCAGACACAGGGAUAGCUAUACAGAAGAAUGGAGCUAUAAUUGUGGAUCGAAUACACAGGACCAAGGAGCGUAGAAAGAAUAUAACAGCUGAGGAAAUGAAUGCAGUGAUAGAAGAGCGGGAUGCUGCUUUGUCUCAAUGCAAACGGCUGGAGCAGGAGCUUCAUCAUCUGAAAGAGCAGAACCAGACUUCAGCAAACAACACGAGACAUCUGACUGCUGAAAACAAUCAAGAACGUGCUCUGAAGGCAAAGUUGCUAGCUAUACAACAAGAGAGAGAGACUGCUGUUCAACAGAAUAAAAAACUAGAAGAAGAAAUUCAGACGCUACGUGUUUAUUACAGUUUACACAAAUCUCUGUCCCAAGAAGUGAGGCUUAAGGAUCAGUUUAACUGUACUCUUAGUACAUAUGAAGAUGCACUGAAAAGCAGCGAGGAUAUUGUAACCAUCACACAUCGCCAAAAUGAGCAGCUAGCUACCCAACUGCAGCAAGCCCUAACAGAGCGAACAAACAUGGAAUUAAAGCUUCAGCAAGCUUUAGAAGCUUCACAGGAGGCCAACGAAAAAGUUCAAACGUUGGAAAGGCUAGUGGACGUCCUGAGGAAGAAGGUUGGAGCAGGGACCAUUAGGACUGUGAUCUGAUUGAAAGCUCCAGCCUAGGGAAGUAUUCACAUCUGGUGACCAGGCUGCUUCAUUCAGCACUGUGUAAACACUAAAGCCUUAACUUAGCAAACAGUUGUUAGAAGUGGGACACUCCAAUGACAUUCCAGACUGAGAUAAAAUCAAAUCAUAAAUGUUUAACCACUUUGCUGCUGAGUUGUGUUAUUUGUCAAACUGUAUCUCUGCAAACAUGUAUUUGCUUUAAGCAGCUGUAUUGUGGUAUGGUCAGUGAGUAUUGUGGAAAUCAUUUGUGUGCUGUUUUAACAAUAGUCUCUUCGCUCAGUUAACAUUGUCGGAUUGUAGUGUGCUGCACGGCAUAGCCCGGCCAUGUCACAUAUGGCCUGCUUCAGGGGCCAGUCCUGCAAAGUGUAAAGCUACUAUACUAUGUAUCAAUCUGCAAACAACUGAAUAUUUUAAUGUUGAAUGUAUUUCUUAAUUGAUAAUAGAGGUUCAGAUUCAGUGUUCUAUGUUAAUAUCAUGGAGAUGUUUUCCUUCUAAUGCACACUCAUAAUCCCUCUGUAUUGUAAUUGUUAAUCAGAAUUAUGUACACGCAUCAUGGGGAAGGUAGACACAUGGCUUUAAAAAUAAUUUUUAUAGCUAGCGCAGAAUCCUACUCCAGAUCCAUUUCAGCUCCUUAUAAACACGUAUGUACAGUUAGAUUUCACUAAAAGAGUAGAUUCAUUAAUUUGUAAAAAUGUAGUUACAUUGAUCAGUAUUGAAGCUGUAGAGAUGAUUAUUCUGAUUGUUAUAUGUCACUCUUCUUCCCUCUCCUAUGAAAAAAAAUCUCUACGGGGUUAAUACUCCACCUUGCUGGGGCAAAGGAACUGCCGUUCACCUCCACUGUGUAAGGAACAGCCUCACCUCUUCUAUAUCAAUCUUCUUGCCUUCUUCUUUGAAAUGGAAGCUCUGAACAUUCUGCUCAGCCCCCCUCGUCUGGCUUUUGUGUGUUUCUGCUGUCUUCUCUCUUUAGUGAUUGCUUUUAUAGAUGCAAUGAAAAAAGAGAAUAGAAGAAUGAAGGAAAGAAAUCUGCAAUAUGCCAUUUAAUAUGGAGAAUCAGACUCAGGGUCCUUCUUUCUGGUCAGACACUCGGCAUUCUUUGUCUGCAGACCUAGGCUCCUUUUGGUUUCAGUCCCCCAACUAGGCCACUUGCAGGGGAAGGUAGGUUUACCUCCAGCGCAUAGUACUUGUUAUGCCCCAGGAGACUCUGUGAGUGAUUCCUAACCACCCACUCUGCCCGAAGUCAGACUGUGAUUAUUGCUUCUGAACCUCCAUAGUCAUUAAAUCACGGAUGACCCUUUCAUGCUUCCAGACCUGGGAACUGGUAAAACCCUAGAGGAACCUAUGACUGCUGCACCAGGCCCUACUUCUUCUUGUGCUCAAAGUGAGCCUGUAAUUACUGUCUCGAAGAUGCUGCUCUCACUAGAUUAGAUGCAACUACUGCCCUAUUCUAAUAUCCUUACUGAACCCCCAGUGGUGUACUGAGUGGCAUGCCACAUGCUAUGGACACCCUUGUGCCAAUUCUGCUUGAGGGAAAUGGCCAAAUAAGGAAGAAAGAAGUUGUUGUCCAUGCUUGAGUGACCUAGCCAUCACUUUCACAUUUAUCUAGGUGUAUCUAGAAUUUUCCCCUUGAUUCCCUCUUAAGAGUAGGGCUUCUGAUUUUCAGUUUUAAGUGGUACAGCGCUCUUAGUACAAAAAAUGAAACUGGUGUUUAUCCAAUGAACACUGGAAAUGGUUACUUGUAUCUAAGGACUUGCCUACAUGGAGCAAUAAUGUGCUUUCUAAAGUGCACUAAUGUAUUACACCAGGGGUCAGCAACCUUUCAGAAGUGCUGUGCCGAGUCUUCAUUUUUUCACUCUGAUUUAAGGUUUUGC